This is a messenger RNA of Melozone crissalis (California towhee), 5287 nucleotides long. It is a transcript of the gene ATXN7, whose product is annotated as ataxin 7. Lineage: Eukaryota; Metazoa; Chordata; Aves; Passeriformes; Passerellidae. Bases 1 to 2562 code for a protein of 853 amino acids. The record is from RefSeq and is a predicted model, not a curated record. The transcript has 11 exons.
AUGUCGGCGCGGGCCGCGGGUGACGUCAGGAGGGAGCAGCGCGGCGCGGCCGCCAGGCAGCGGCAGCGGCGGCCCCGCCACGGCGAGGGAGGAGGCGGAGGAGGCGGGAGCGGCGCCGGCCCCGCCGCCACCGCAGCGGCAAUGGCGGCCGUCGGGGAGCGCAGGUCCCUGCCCAGCCCCGAGGCGAUGUUGGGGCAGCCCUGGAGCCACUGGGUCGAUGCUGCUAAACUUCACGGGAACGACGGAACAGCAUUAGAAGAAAGUUUCAAGGAAUACGGGAGAAACCGAGAAGCAAUGCGACUUUGCCGAGAAGAUAUGCCAAUAUUUGGUCUUUGCCCGGCUCAUGAUGAUUUCUAUUUGGUGAUGUGUAACCACUGUAAUCAGGUCGUAAAACCACAGGCAUUUCAAUCACAUUAUGAAAGAAGACACAGCUCCUCCAGCAAGCCGCCUUUGACUCCUCCCUCCUCUUCAGUAUUUUCCCUCAUUUCAUCUUUCCCUUCAAAAAACAAAGGUAGCAGUGGAAGUGGGAGCAGUCGUUCAUCCAGUGGAGGUACUAGUGCAUCAUCAUCAAACUCCAAGUUGUUGAAAUCACCCAAAGACAAGCUGCAGAUCAGCGGAAACAACAGGUUAAUGCAUUCGGUACAGCACAGCAAAGUUCCCCAUGACAAAAUUAUGACUCCAUCUGUCAAAGUGGAAAAGAUUCAUCCAAAGAUAGAUGGUGCCCAACUGAAAGCUGCUGUUGGUCCAACUUGUUCUACUACUGUGAGUUCCUCAAUAAAGACUGGCCUUAAUUGUCCCUCAAUACCAAAGCCACCCUUGCCUUCCCCUGGACAGAUACUGAAUGGUAAAGGUCUUCUCUCUGUGCCUCCAUUUUUGGAAAAGAAACCUGAAGAAAAUACGAAUAAUAGGAAAUUUUUACAUAAAAGAUUGUCAGAGAGAGAAUUUGAUCCUGAUAUAUACUGUGGUGUCAUUGAUGUGGAAACCAGGAAACCUUGUACUAGGUCUUUAACAUGCAAGACACAUUCCUUAACCCAGCGGAGGGCUGUACAGGGUCGAAGAAAACGAUUUGAUGUGUUGUUAGCUGAGCACAAAAGCAAAACCAGGGAAAAGGAACUUCUUCGACAUUCGGAUCAUCAUCAGCAGAUGCCCCCUCUCAGGGAACCACAUCCCUCACCUACUAAAACUUCCCAGGAGCUGCACCAAAAUUCUCAUGGAGUUACUCUUACAGAAUCAAAGCCUUUAUUACCUAAUAAACCCAAACCUCACCCCCCCAGUCUUCCAAGGCCUCCAGGCUGUCCAGCCCAGCACAGUGGAAAUGCCCCCAGCGAGUCUCCUUCUGUCCACGAGUCCCCACACCCUCCCUUGCCUGCAGCUGAGCCAGCAUCUCGGUUAUCCAGUGAUGAGGGAGAAUGUGAUGAGAAAGAAGAGCCUGUUGAAAAACUGGAUUGUCAUUAUUCAGGUCAUCAUCCUCAACCAGCCGGUUUUUGCACAUUUGGUAGUCAGCAAAUUGGAAGAGGUUAUUACGUGUUUGACAAGCGGUGGAACCAUAUUCGAUGUGCACUUGACUUCAUGUUGGAGAAGCAUCUGAAUUCACAGAUGUGGAAGAAAAUUCCUCCAGCAUCCAGCACCACAGCAUCAGUCCGUGCCCCACAUCGGACAAACCUGCUGCCUGCCUCUCAGCACGGGGUCAGUGCAGCAGGGUUCCUCUUGCCCACCACGGUUAUGUCAUCGCCAGCGUUGGUGUCUCCUUCCUGCGUGUCCCUGAGCAGCAAAUCGGUGCCAUCCCACGGGACGACGCUCAGCGCCAACCCCGCUGCUCUGGGUGCCGUGGAUCCCGUCUGCAGUAUGCAAUCAAGACAAGUGUCUUCUUCCCCUUCAACACCUACAGUGCUUUCCUCUGUUCCUUCACCUAUGGCCAGCAAACCUCAGAAAAUGAAAUCCAGCAAAUCUUUUAAACCUAAGGAAUCUCCUGCUGGCAGCGGCACUUGUAACAGCACCGGCAGCGUCAGUAGCAGCGGCGGCUCAGGAAAGAAGCGUAAAAACAGCUCCGCACUGCUCGCACCUUCUCAUUCCACAGAGUCCUUUAGAAAAAACUGUGUGGUUAACUCUGGGACCUCCUAUCAUCCCUCAGUGACAGCUUCGUCCCACAGCGUUGGCCUCAACUGUAUGACUAGCAAAGCUAACUCUGUUAGCCUCAAACAUGACCAAUCAGGGAGGGGUCCUCCGACCGGGAGCCCUGCAGAGUCCAUCAAGAGAAUGAGUGUGAUGAUGAACAGCAGCGACUCCACGCUCUCCUUAGGGCCCUUUGUUCAUCAGUCUAGUGAGCUGACUGUAAAUUCACACAGCAGUUUUUCACAUUCACAUACUUCCCUUGACAAAUUAAUAGGAAAGAAAAGAAAGUGCUCACCUGGUUCAAGCAGCAUCAACAGCAGCAGCAAAUCAAACAAAGUUGCCAAAUUGACAUCGGUGAACAAUGUUCAUGCAAAACACACUGGUGCAAUCCCAGGGACGCAAGGACUGAUGAACAAUUCUCUGUUUCAUCAGCCAAAGGCCCGUCCCUGAUAGCUGAAGGCACCAAGGUGAGAAACAAACUGGACAGUUUUCACUACAAGCAAAACCUCCAUCUGGAUUUCUGGACUCCAAGAUGCCUUGAGUUUUCCCAACUUCCCAUGGUCCUCAGGUGUGGAAAUCUACUGGACUGUCACUUAAACAAGGAAUUUCCCUGAAGCCAUGUCUGUAGCAGUGAAUAUACUAGAAAUGGACACUGGAUGAAGUUCAGCCACAUAAUUGCUCUUAUCAGUGUUAACAGUGGUCUGGACUGUUUGCUACAAAUCUGUGAGAUUUUCCUUACAGGAGUACAUCAUCUUGCCACUAUUUGACAUAGUUUGGCUGGGCAAACGAAUGUUUUCUGGGGGGAAAUAAACAUUACUGUGGACUUAUUUUUAUACUGAUGGUGUCUUUUGUAGGUGAUAGCUAACCAGACAGACACCCUCAAUGGAGAGGACCCCGUGACAAGGGGAAAAAUGUGUGAGGCACAAUGGAAAGAAGCCCUCAAGAAGGGAAUAUGGCUUUAGUGUUUUUAUAGCAAUGUUCCUUUAAUGGAAUUUUAAAAAUAGCACAAUUCAAAAAAUAGUCUGUUUUGCCCAGCCUUUUGCAGGUAAUUUGGGAUAAGAAGCUAUCAGGAGUUUAAAACAAAACAAACCCAACAAAACCAGAAAAACUUGUUUGAGGCCACUGCUCAGAAAACAAGUAUAAAAAUGCCGUAUUUGUGUGAUACAAAACCUAUUUUCUAUUCUUUUGAAUGAGAUUUUAUUGUGGAAGAAAAGUUAAUUUUGUUCUUUAAAAAUUCCAAAAAAUAUCAAACAGACAAAGGCAAAUAACCUCUAAAACUCUAUGCCCAAAGAACCUAUUUAUUGACCUAUACUGUAUACCACAGGCCUUUGUUUUUUUUAAAAGAAAAACUAUUGAUGAAAUUAGACUGGAUUUGUCUUCCUCUUCCAGCAGAUAAAAUUAGCCCUUUUAAAAAUGAGUUUUUAAAAUAUUUAAAUAUUUUUUAACAACCAUAAAGGUCAGUUUCUUUCUGCCUUGUUUGUGUAACAAAAUUGUUGAUGUGUGGUGUCUUCUACCACUCAGUAAGUUUAGGGUUUUUAGUCAAAAUUCUGGAAUAAAUGCCAAUUUGACAGCAGAGUUCACUGUGAAGCACUGGUUUGUGCAUCACAGUCAUCCCAGGCCCACCCAGGCUUUAUGAGCAUGGGAGGCUUUACAGUUUUAUAUAACCCAGCCAAUUUUUAUGAAGUAUUUUGUCUUGCUUCAAAACACCUCAAAAAUUCAUUCCGCCAAAGGGCUCAUUGUAUUAUGGUUUGACUCAUCUGGAUGUUUUUGUUAAGUUUUUAAACGUCAGGUAAAGGCUCAAAACUGACUAAACUUUUAUUAAGGGGGCAAAGCAAAGGAAGAUGAAAUCCUAACGAAGAAGAUUUUUAUUUUCUGCCUUAAAGGGGCAUCAGCUAUUGCUGAGAAGAGACAAUCUGAGCCUGUCCAGCUGUUCACGUAGCCCAGCCUUCUCCCCGUUGUGGUGGCAAGUAGUAAGUACAUCAGGGAAUCCAAAGCCACUCUGAGUAGCAGUUGCUUAGUUGUUUACCUAACAAUGCUUUCAGUUUCUCCUGAACUUCCUAUGAAAUCAUUGUUAUACAGCAAAACAACAAGAAGCCUCUAUGCAGACACUUUAGCUUUGAAUUGAUACAAAAGAUCACACUGAGAAAGCAAUGUACUAGAGACUCUUAUUAUGCAAACUUUAAAAAAAAAACCAGUAGACAACUUUUCAGGAACAAAAGGAUUCGUAUUUAAUAGGAUGCCCUGUUGAAAGGAUUGUUAGAACUGCAAUUGGUUUCAUGUAAAAGGAACCAAAGUGAAAUGCUUCAAAAAGAAAUCCAGGUGUAUUAAAUCCUGCACGUUUGAAGAGAAAUCCAUGUUCUGAUGAAAGUCCCUGGGGCAGAGCUUCCACUUCAGGAUAGCAUCAGUCACAAGUGCAAUUUGACUCUUGGUAGAAACAAAGGUAAAGGAAACAGAAAUUUGACGAGAUUGGGCGCUGGCGAGUUUGUGAUUGAACUGUCCUCUGGUUUUUAAGGUUCUGUUGAUCUGAAAGCAAAAUGGCAAAUUUGUGCUUCUUCAGUAGCAUGCAGAUGUGUACAAAAUGAAUUCCUGAUGGCUGCUCCUCCAGAGCCAGUGGGUGCAGCCACCUGCACCAUGUGGGCUUGAGCCACUGGAGCAAAGAGUCCGAGCAUAAAUUCUGCCUGCCCUAGACCUGCUCUAAAUAUUAUGUUUUAGAUCUUGGUUGUAAGCAGAACAUUGUUCCUGAAGCUUUUAUUGUCACAUAGUUCUUACUGUAAAUAAUUAAGGAAGCUUAAAAUUAAUUUUCCUUGCAAAAUUGAAUUUGCAGUGGCUGGGUUGUUUCUAGACAGAUUUUGGUAUUAAUUUAAGAGAUACAGUUUUUAUAGUCUUUCCAACUUCUCGUUAUGACUCCUGCAGUUUUCUUAACCUAAAAAAUUGCUGCAAUGAUGAACAAAGAAUUAUACAAGAAAAAAAAACAUACUUUUGUAUCUUUAUUUUGGAAUUUCUUGUUCUAUUAUAAAUAUUGAAGUAUCCCUAUUUCAGAAGACAUAUUUUGUUAAUUGAUUGUACAUAUUUAAAUAUGUAUUUUUGCACAGGUCUUUUUUUCUUAUAUCCAGUUUUGGUACAAUUGAGAUCAUCUAGUAUUUAUUUAUUAAUUAAUUAAAAAAAAAAAAGCAAA